Messenger RNA from Penicillium pulvis, 1359 nucleotides. Its product is annotated as SNG1 family protein. The transcript has 3 exons. The coding region runs from base 1 to 1359 and encodes 452 amino acids. Lineage: Eukaryota; Fungi; Ascomycota; Eurotiomycetes; Eurotiales; Aspergillaceae. The record is from RefSeq and is a predicted model, not a curated record. Gene Ontology annotation, cellular component: membrane.
AUGCAAGCUGAAAAGGCAGAGUCAGUGUCCGACAGCGAUCAAGCUGGUCCGCCAGCGCCCGUUGGGUUCUUCGAUCCGGCGUUGAAAGAAGUGCGGAAGCGCGUGUUCUAUCAAUGUGCCAAGACAGUCUCCAUUCUAUGUGUCUUCGUCCUGACUGUACUCUCCAUAUUCUGGGGCUCCCAGUUCCUCACCGAAACGAAGUUCCCCAAUCUCCAUGUUUGGGUCGUCGACUUCGACGGUCAAGUCGAACCAUACGUCACCAACGACACAAUCGUCGGUCCAGCCGUCAUUAACACAGCCAAGCAAUAUGAAGCUUCAUCCAGCCUGCACUUAGGCUACUACUUCAAAUCAGCCGCAGAGUUCAACUACGACCCCUGGGAGGUCCGCCAAGCAGUCUAUGAUGAACACGCCUAUGCCGCGGUCAUAAUUAAUCCGAACGCAACAUCGCUCCUUCGCGCAGCGAUCAACAAUGACAACACAACCUACGACCCCGCCGGCGCAAUCCAAACAGUCAUCAUCUCCGCCAGAGACGAAGACACCUACUACACCUACGUCCUGCCCGACCUAGCCAUUCUCCAGACCCUGAUCCAGACCAACUUCGGCCCACAGUGGGUCCGCGAGCUAAUCUCCUCAUCCACCAAUCUAUCCACCGUCCCCCCACAAGCGAUAAACCCAGGCAUUGGGUUCACGAAUAUCGAUCUCCGACCUUUCACGCCGGCUGUCGCUGCGCCUGCUGUAUCAAUCGGCUUGAUCUACCUGAUCAUUAUCUCGUUCUUCAAUUUCCCCUUCUUGAUGCCUAUUCAUGCUCAGUUCAUGAAGCCGGAUGGUCACCCGCCUAUGAAGGUUCCACAUUGGCUUAUUUGGCGCGCAUGCUGCAGUUUCACGGCUUAUUUCUUCUUGUCAUUCUUUUACUCGCUUGUCUCCCUUGCGUUUCAGAUUCCAUUUUCCAAUUCGCCAGCGCCAGAUACGCUAUCUGCUAAUAAUGCGAAUGCGUAUGGCCAAGGCUCGUUUGUGGUGUUCUGGAUGCUGAAUUGGGUGGGGAUGGCGGCAUUGGGAUUCCCUUGUGAGAAUAUGGCCAUGGUUCUCGGUUUCCCGUGGAGUUCCUUUUUCCUCAUUUUUUGGGUUAUUACGAAUGUGGCAACGGGCUUUUAUUCUUUGGAUUUGGCCUCUGAUUUCUUUCGAUGGGGUUAUGCUUGGCCGUUGCAUCGGAUUGUCGAGGCUCUGCGUACUAUUUUGUUCGGAACCCACUCGCGCAUUGGAUUGGACUUUGGAGUCCUAUUCGCUUGGAUCGCUGUCUCGCUGGCAUUCUACCCCGUCGCUACCCUUAUUAUGCGUUGGAAGAUGAAGCGCGGACUUUAA